AUGGCGGUGGCGCCGAAGGUGGAGGGCUUCACGCACGCCGAGAUCGCUGAGUUCGAGGCGGCCUUCCAGGCCGCCGUCAGCGAGCAGGCCACCAUGUCCGCCCCGAGCGGGGCCAGGGACGAGGCCAGAGGACUUGACACGCUGGCAGUGGGGCGCGUGUUGCGGUGGUUCGGCAUCUCGACCAACUUGCAGCAGGUGCAUCAGCUCCUCGAGGAGCUCGAUUUCGACAACAGCGGGCUCAUCGAGUUCACCGAGUUCAUCAAGAUGAUGAGGAGACUCUACCAGGACCACGCGAACCAGGUGCGCUUCCUCUUCAACAAGCUCGACCGCCAGAGAUCUGGCCUCAUCCCGGUGUCGGAGCUCCCGAACGCCGUCCUCGUUUUCGAGGGCGCUCUCGGCGACCCGGACCUGGUGGCCACGGCCAGGGCGCAGGCCAAACUGCCGGAGACUGGCUUCGUCGACCGGCCCGGCUUCGAGGAGUUCUUCCGCCAGUGGCGCAAGGUGGCCAUCGAUCAGGUCCGAGCCCGGGCUGGCUACAGCACGCUGGAGGUGUCCCGGCUGCGGGAGGCCUUCCAGACGAUCGACAGGGAGCCGCGUCAGUGGACGACGGCCCAGUCCAAGGUUUACCCUGAGCCUCUUUGUCGCUUGCUCGCCUCCGCUAUGCUUUCUGCCAUCCACCUGGCCUUCCCAUCCUGUCACGGGUCGAGUGUCGAUUGGGAGCUCCAUGAGUGGGCUGCGGAUUUCUUCAUUCCGCUCGACCGCUACAUGGAUCAUGCCAUGGCCAACGACUGCAUGGCUCACAGGGAUGCUGGAUAACGGGGGCUGUCCUGCCCCCCCCCCCCCUCGUGGGGCGCGGAGGGUGUGCUCGGGUCGUGGUCCGCCUCUUCCCUCCCCUCUGCACGUGCAUGUGUUUCACAUUUUCCGUCUUUGCUCUUUUCUGC
Molecule: messenger RNA, 941 nt
Organism: Prorocentrum cordatum
Lineage: Eukaryota; Dinophyceae; Prorocentrales; Prorocentraceae
Source: the annotation of a GenBank genome assembly